Drosophila rhopaloa is the source of this 3323-nucleotide messenger RNA. It is a transcript of the gene Nep1, whose product is annotated as neprilysin-1. Bases 426 to 2978 code for a protein of 850 amino acids. Gene Ontology annotation, cellular component: plasma membrane. The transcript is spliced from 9 exons. Gene Ontology annotation, molecular function: metalloendopeptidase activity. Gene Ontology annotation, biological process: protein processing. NCBI's taxonomy places the organism in Eukaryota, Metazoa, Arthropoda, Insecta, Diptera, Drosophilidae. The record is from RefSeq and is a predicted model, not a curated record.
GUCGCCUCGUGCGGUUUGGCGGCAAAACAAAAAAUAUAGAAAUAAAAUAAUAAUAAAACAAAAGUCAGAAAGAGAGCGACACUAGCGCCCACUCACUCGCACACACACUCGAAUCGCAAAUGCCAUCGGGCGGUUAGUUCAAAACAAAAGCCAAAUCAAAGGCGGUGAAAGUCGUAAAAGGCAUAAAUAAUAAAAACAAUAGUACCAGCAAAUAAACAAGAACGGUAACCCGCGACGCCAAAACAAUAAUAAUAACACUAAAACCAGCAGCACAACAAAAAUGCCAUUGCCGCUGAUGUUGCCAGCGUCGCCGCCGCUGUCGCUUUAACUGCGAACGGUCCGCUGUACCGCCACACCGCCCAACCGCUCCUCCGCCCCUGGAGCGGGCCAUAAAUCAGGCGCCCGAUAAAACGGGGGGCGGCAAAAUGUCGCAGCCACAUGAGGCAACGGUUAAUUUGGAGAAGCCCCUGAACAAUGGUUACCUGCAGGCGAAUGUGCCGCUGGAGGAGCUGAGUGCCACGGUGGUGUCGCCUCUUCUGGGGCAGCAACAGGUGCAGCAACAUCAGGUGCAACAGCAGCAGCAGCAACAGCAGCAACAGCAACAACAGCAGCAGCAGAAUAAACUGCCCACUGUCGUUUUCCUGGCGCCCGACGGCAGUGGCGGCGUGGGAAUCCAGCGGAAUCCCACCCAGGGGAAUCCCGGAGGAGGCGGACGCACCACCAACAGCGACUGGCUGCUCAAGGAGUCACAGCAGCGGCGCCGCCUCCUCGUCCUGGCCAUCGCCUUCACCGUUCUGGGAGCGGCCAUCGGGGCACUGGCCAUCUACUUCGCCAGCGUCCAUCAGCGAUGCCAACUGUACCACCUGGAUCCAGGCAACGAUGACAGACCGAAUGGCAGGUGGAACCAGGAUUCGGGAUCCAGCCACGAGUCUCUCGACAACAUUUGCAUGUCCCAGGAGUGCGUGAGAACAGCGGCCUCCCUGCUCUCGGCCAUGGAUCUCAACUCCGAUCCCUGCGAGGACUUUUUCCAGUACGCCUGCGGCACGUGGAACAAGAUGCAUCCCAUUCCCGAGGACCGCAGCUCCAUCAGCACGUUUGAGGUCCUGUCCGAUCAGCAGCAGGUCAUACUGCGCGCCGUCCUCGAGGAACCCGUCGACGAACGCGACAACCAGGCCACCAUCAAGGCCAAAACCUUCUUCAAGAGCUGCAUGGAUAUACCUCAAAUCCGCAAGAUCGGCACCGGGAAGCUGAGGCAGGUGCUGCAAUCCCUGGGCGGCUGGCCGGUCAUCGAGCGGAACUGGCGACCGCCGACGGACCUCUCCGUGGAGCGGCUGAUGGGCCAGCUGCGGCUGAACUACAGCGAGCCGGUGAUGAUCGAGCUGUACGUGGGCGCGGACGACAAGAACAGCUCGGUGAACAUCCUGCAGAUGGACCAGCUGCAGUACGCGCUGCCCUCGAGGGACUACUACCUGAAGGAGAGCAGCGCCAACGACCGGCUGGCGUACCAUCGCUACAUGACGCAGGUGUCGCUGCUCCUAGGCGCCGAUCCUGCCACCGCCGCCGCCGAACUGCAGCAGGUGGUCCUCUUCGAGACGCAGCUGGUGAACGUGUCGCUGGCGGAGGCGGAUCGCCAUGACACGAGCACGGUGUACCGGAAGAUGUCGCUGCCGGAGCUGCAGGAACUGGUGCCCGAGGUGCAGUGGCAGGAGUACCUGCAGGCGGCCCUGGGACCGGGGAUUCCCCUGCAGGAGGACGAGCCGCUGGUCACGUACGGCCUGCAGUAUCUCACCGAAAUGGGCAAGAUCCUGGCACGCACCGAUCGCCGCGUGGUGCACAACUACAUGCUGUGGCGCCUGGUCAUGUCCCUCAUGUCGCACAUGAUCGACGAGUACCAGCGGGAGCGGGUGGAGUUCCGCAAGAUCCUCAUGGGCAUCCAAUCGGAGCGGACGCGCUGGUCGCAGUGCGUCGAGUGGACCAACAAGAAGCUGGGCGUGGCCGUCGGAGCGCUGUUCAUCCGGGACAACUUCAACCAGGAGAGCAAGGAGGUGGCCCUCGAGAUGAUCCACACCAUACGGGCGGCCUUCAAUGAGCUGCUGGCCGAGAACCACUGGAUGGACGACGAGACGCGGGCGGUGGCCAAGGAGAAGGCGGACUCCAUGAACGAGCGCAUCGGCUAUCCGGAGCUGCUGACCAAUGCCACGGAGCUGGAGCAGGAGUAUGUGAAUCUAACCAUCGUUCCGGACAACUUCAUCAACAAUGUGCUGAGCAUCCUGCAGUGGGAGUCGGAGAAGAUGCUGCGACUCCUGCGUCAACCGGUGGACAAGGAGAAGUGGACCACCGAGCCGGCGGUGGUGAAUGCCUUCUACAAUCCCAAUAAAAACGAUAUAGUAUUUCCCGCCGGCAUCCUGCAGCCCCUGUUCUACAGCCAGCACUUCCCCAAGUCCCUCAACUACGGCGGCAUCGGAGUGGUCAUCGGGCACGAGAUCACCCACGGAUUCGACGACAAGGGACGGCAGUUCGACAAGGAGGGCAACAUGAUGCAGUGGUGGAACAACGCCACCAUCGAGGCUUUCCGGGAGCGGACGCAGUGCGUCAUCGAUCAGUACUCGCGCUACAAGAUCAACGAGGUGGACAUGUUCAUGGACGGACGGAUGACACAGGGCGAGAAUAUCGCCGAUAAUGGCGGUCUUAAACAGGCUUUUAGGGCCUACAAAAAAUGGGAGACGUUGCAUGGACGGGAGCAGCAGUUGCCCGGCUUGAACAUGACCCACGACCAGCUGUUCUUUCUCAACUACGCCCAAAUCUGGUGCGGAUCCAUGCGGCCGGAGGACGCUUUGACCAAGAUCCGCUCGGCGGUCCACUCGCCGGGAUUCGUCCGUGUCCUGGGGCCACUUUCGAAUUCGCGCGACUUCUCCCACGCCUACAAUUGCCCACUGGGCAGCACCAUGAAUCCGGCGGAAAAGUGCAGCGUGUGGUAGUCCGCCGUGGCCGACUUGGCCGAUGUUUUUUUUAUAUAUUUAUAUCGCAUACUAUAUAGUAUAUACACACACCUAUAUACACAAUACGAGUACUGUAGAUCACCAAGGCGAUUAGAUUGAGGAUCAUCUGUUCAGUUCCAAAUUUUUUGUGUAGUUUCCCGUUUUUUUUUUCUGUUUGUUAUAGCGCAGUAAUGCUUUAUGUACUUUAUACCUGGCUAUUUAGAUUUAUAGUGUGUUUCGUAGCUGUACACGAGUGCGUUAUCAGAGUAGCCCACAAAAAUCCUGAAUCCGCACUUUCCACAAUUCUCCUUACCGGCAUUAUAUUCGUGAAUAAAGAACAAGUAC